CUCCAACUCAAGCUUGUCUUGAAAAUGAACAAAUCUCGAAUCCGAAUAACUCACUAGCAACUAGUCUAAGAACUUUGCACAGUGCAGUAAUGGAAAAAAAAUUGUACAUAAAACGUUGAAAAGCAAAAGAAAGUAGAACAUAACAACCUUCUUAAUUCGAAAGUCAUAUAGUUAUUGGUUACUCGGAAGUGAUCGACAUCAGUAACCACUUGAGAUUCCGGACACCCCGUCUGUCUGUCUCUCACUCCCGCCAAAAAGGCCCAAGAGAACCCAUUUCUCUCAACCCCCAGAAAAGGAAUGCCACCGAAACGAAAGCCCACCACAGCCCCCGCCACCGAAGAUCCGGCAUUCCCGGGCCUGGAACCAGGUUCCCAAGUGGAGAUCAGUUCCAACGACCCUGGAUUCCGAGGCUCGUGGUACAUCGGCACGAUCAUCAAGCGUGUCUCUAAAAGAAACCCCAACAAGUUUUUGGUCGAAUACACCCACCUUUUCCAAGACGAGACCGGGACUAAACCCUUGAAGGAGACCAUUAACGCAGCGGAUUUACGCCCUCUGGCCCCCCGAGAAAGAGCUAGGAAGUUCAAGUUCGGUGAAGAAGUGGAUGCUUAUCACCAUGAUGGCUGGUGGGAAGGGAUGAUCACUAAGGAGUUGGAGAAUGGAAAGUUUCAUGUUUACUUUAAGAGGUCAAAAGAGCAGUUGGAGUUUGGAGAGGAUCAGCUGAGGCUUCAUAGAGAGUGGAUUAAUGGGUCUUGGAAGCCACCAUUGGAGGAAGAUGAGCAAGUAGAGGAGAAAGCAUCAGAAGAAAAAGAAGUGAAGCCUAACAAUGGAAAGACUGAGGAGAUAUGUCUAACAGCACAAAUAAUUGAAAACAAUUCUGACAAAGAAGUGAUUGAAGGAAAGCUGGAGUCUGACAAAGCUGUUACUUAAGAGAGCGAGUGGGAUACGGUCGCAACUGAAGAAAAGUUAGAGUCUGAUAAAGCGGGGAGUGGAGAGAAGUUGGCUGGCAAGAUAACAACAGAGGAAAAGUUUAGUGAAGGAGUGCAUGUUGAGGUGACCAGUGAUGAAGAUGGUUUUGAAGGUGCUUGGUUUGCUGCAACUAUUGUUAAAGCAAUGGGGAAGGACAGGUACCUAAUUCAAUAUGAGAGCUUGAGAACUGAAGAUGACACUGAUUUCUUAAAGGAGGAGUUUGAUACCCUGCACAUUAGGCCUUGUCCACCAGCAAUUGUUGUGGCUGAUCGAUUCAAAAAGCUUGAUGAAGUUGAUGCUUUUUACAAUGAUGGCUGGUGGGUGGGUCUGAUUUCUAAGGUUCUUUCUGAUUCAAAAUAUGAAGUCUUCUUUAGGACUACCAAUGAGAAAAUGAAGUUUAAACACUGUGAGUUAAGGCUGCAUCAGGACUGGAUUGAUGGAAAAUGGGUUGCAGCUUCCCAGGUAAUGACUCUCUAAAUGCUCCAACAUCUUUGUAGAUAUUUGUUCUUCAAUGGUGUUUCAUGGGGUUUGCUUGGGAAAAUUAAAAACAUGGUCUACCUUUCUCUAGACUUGCAAAUGGGCUUUUAGGCUUGCUGUUUAAGUAUGGAUUUAGUCCCUGAAUCUUUAUAAACUAGUCAAAAUGAUCCUGAAUUUUUGUUAAUAUCGCAUCCCUAUGUUUGCAAAAUUUCUGCAAUUUACCAAAAUCAGUAACAACAUGACAGUGAGACUAUUGCACCUGUCUAUUAUCUUAAGGAGACUACAUUCUUGAAUGUGCUGUACACAUAUUUGUAUUUGUUUGUAUGGAUGCAUGGGAGUGAUUGUGUGUGCAAGAGCUAGGGAGAAGGUAUCAGAAAGGGGUUUGAUUGUGUGAUCGAAACCUUAGUAACUGGUUAACAACAACACGCCUGCUUGUCAAAUGAUGGCAACUUGUUCCGUCUUUACAAUAUUGUUGGCAGUUGGAAUGUACCUAUCAUGAUGUGGCUCAUCGUGCACCCUUUUCUUUCUUCCAAGUUUCAAUUUGACACCUCUACUGCUAAUAAAAAAAAUGUGUAUUCCAGCC
Messenger RNA from Theobroma umbraticum, 2026 nucleotides. The record is from RefSeq and is a predicted model, not a curated record. NCBI's taxonomy places the organism in Eukaryota, Viridiplantae, Streptophyta, Magnoliopsida, Malvales, Malvaceae.